Messenger RNA from Lodderomyces pseudojiufengensis, 2613 nucleotides. RefSeq lists its product as uncharacterized. Lineage: Eukaryota; Fungi; Ascomycota; Pichiomycetes; Serinales; Debaryomycetaceae. Gene Ontology annotation, molecular function: DNA binding. Bases 1 to 2613 code for a protein of 870 amino acids. The record is from RefSeq and is a predicted model, not a curated record. The transcript has a single exon.
AUGAUAUUGGACUCUGAGGAAUCUUCUGCUGAUAAUAAUGAUUAUACUAUAGAUGAUUAUUAUAAAUUAGUUAAAACAUUACUUACACAUAGAAAUAUAAAAUUUAAUACAUCAAAUUUAAAUGAUCAUAAAUUAUUAAGAACAUUAGUUGAUUUUAAUUUAUCUCAUUCAUUAUUAUUAAAAAAUCAACAAAAAAGAGAGUUAGAAAUUGGAGAUUUAAUUGCAACCAAAAUAAAUUAUGUUGAUAGUUUAGUAACUAAAAUAAAAUCAAAUUCAAUAUAUAACAGGGCUCAAAAUAUUUUAUCAUCAACGGAAUCUACUAGUGGCUCAUUAACUAUACAAUAUAGUGGAUGUUUUAGAAAUAAAUUUAUUGAAUUUUGUCCUCAUUUUGCUUUGAGUUCUUAUUUAUUUAGUAGGUUUCAUAUACCUGAUGAAAAUGGAGCUUUUGAAUUUUCUUUAGGGGUAGAUUCAAAUAUAAAUGAUGCAAUAAAAAAAUUAUCAUUACUUGAUUUAAAAUUAUUAAAGGGUAAUAAUAAAUUAUCACCAAUUUCUUAUAGUCAACAACAUAAAUCUUCAAUAGCUGCUUUAAAUAUUGGUGGUUAUAAUUACAAAGAUAUAAAUUUAACAAAAUUAUUAACUGCUCAAGGUUUUGAUAUAAAUGAAAAAUUAUUAUCUAAUUCAAUUGAUAAAUUACCAAGUCAAAUUUUAUUACAAUUAUCUGGAUUUGAAAGUUUUCAAGAUUAUGAUAUUGUUAGAAAUUCAAUUGAACCUCCUAUUGAAUUAUUAAAUAAAAUUUUUCCAUUUAUAAAUGAAAAUGAAAAAGAAGGUGAAAAUAGUGAAGAUAUAACGGGAACAGGAGCAGGAUCAGGAUCAAUUGAAGAAAUUAAUCAAAUGAAAGAAUUAUUUUCAAUGUUGAGAAGAAGUCUUUGUCAAGAUAUGAUAAUUAUUAAAAAAAGAUAUCCAUCAAAUCCAAUAUCAAAAAGUGAAAUUUUCAAUUCAAUAGAAUUCAUAAAUUUUCUUAAUGAAAUUGAAAAAAAUGGUAAAUUAGAAACUUUAAUAAGAGAUACUUGUUUCAAUCCAAACGAUGAUGAAACAGAAAGUGAUUAUGAUGAAAAUUGGCCAUCUAUUUCUUCAUCAACAGAUUCUGAAACACGACAAAAAAUUUCAGAAAUUAUUGAAUUUCAAAAUUUAAAAUUAAAAACCCUUGAAAAUCAAUUAAUUCAUUUAACUCAACAACAAUCUCAAAAUCAAGAUAUGAUUUAUGAAUUUAUAAAAUCUCAAACAAAUAUUUUUCAAAAACAUAGUGAAAAUUUAACAAAAAUUCAAAAUUCAAUAAAUGGUUUAUUUAUAUUAAUGUCGUCAAAAAAUCCAAAUUCUUUAACUUUAGCCAAACAAAAUUUACAAGAAACUUCAAAUUUUAUCACAACAGAAGAAUCAAAAAAUAUUCAAUCAGGUAUUGUAAAUACUUUAGAUUUAUUAAAUCAAUUGAAUCAACAACAACAACAGCAGCAACAACAGCAACAACAAAUCUAUCAACAACAACAACAUUUACAAAGACAACAACUGUCACUGUCACGUUCUAAUCAACCAUCAUCAUUCACUUCACAAUCACAAUCACAACAAUCACAACAUUCACAACAGCCACCGCAUUCACAACAACAACAACAACAUAAUGUUCAACUGAGACAACAAAGUGAUAGUCUGCAUUCACAAAUAUCAUCUCAACGUUAUUCACAAUCAUCAUCUCAACCAAAAUCACAACUGGUCCUGCAACCUCAACCGGUACAACCACAACAAAUUGGUUUACCAUCAUUUAAUAGUCAACAAUAUGUUCAACAACAUCAACAACAACAACCGCAACAAUCAGGAGUUUUCAAUUAUCCACAGCCUCCUUCACAAAUCUUACCUCAAAUGAUACAACAUCAUUCAUUUCCAACUAAUCCAACUUCAACUUCAAUUAGUUCACCCUUUUAUGCCACAGCAUCACCACAUAUUCAUCAAGGAAGUCAAUCACAUCCACAUUCUCAUUCAGGUUAUUCUUUAUUACAGCAGCAACAAUCACAACAUCAACAACAACAACAAAUACCACCAACCUCAUCAUCAGUAUUACCACAAACACAUGAACAUCAUCCAUAUAAUAUAAUACGAAGGUCAAAUCUGUUAUCACCAAUUUCCAAACCAUCAUCACAAAUUCCUCAACAUCACCAACAACUACAACAACAACCUCCACAACAACAAUCAUCCUCAUCAUCAGAAAAGAAAUAUAAAUCAGCAAGAGAAUUAACAUUAGAGAAAAGAUUAUCAAGACAAGCAACAACAUUAUAUGAAAUGUGGGAUGAUUUUAAAAAUCUUGAAGAAGAAUUAAAAUUUCAAGAUAUUUCUAUAACAGAAUGGUUAAAAAUACAUGGAUCAUCAGAAAGACAAUUUAGACAUACAAGAUUAAAAAUUAUAAAAUUUAUUGAAGAAGAAAGUAUUAGAAGAAAUGUUAAUGUUGAAAUUAUAAAAGAAAAAUUACAUAAUAAAAUGAGAAAUAGAUUAAGACCUUGGACUUUAGAUGAAGUUCAAAGAAUGUUGACUUCAGGUAAAAGAAUUGAUUUAGAUGAUGAAAGAUGA